AUGGUCUGGGGUCUGCAGGGUCUGGGGUCUGCAGGGUCCGGGGUCUGCAGGGUCCAGAGACUACAAGGUCCAGAGACUACAGGGUCCAGAGACUACAGGGUCCAGAGACUACAGGGUCCAGAGACUACAGGGUCCAGAGACUACAGAGUCCAGAGACUACAAGGUCCAGAGACUACAGGGUCCAGAGACUACAGGGUCCAGAGACUACAGGGUCCAGAGACUGCAGGGUCCAGAGACUGCAGGGUCCAGAGACUGCAGGGUCCAGAGACUACAGGGUCCAGAGCAUCCUGGAGGCGACAGGCCCAGAGCGACCCGGAGGACCCGGAGGACCCGGAGGAAGUGAGUCCAUCCUCACCUCCUCCAUCACCUCCUCCUUCACCUCCUCCAUCACCUCCUCAUCACCUCCUCCAUCACCUCCUCACCUCCUCCAUCACCUCCUCACCUCCUCCAUCACCUCCUCACCUCCUCCAUCACCUCCUCACCUCCUCCAUCACCUCCUCCAUCACCUCCUCCAUCACCUCCUCCACCACCUCUUCAUCACCUCCUCCAUCACCUCCUCCAUCACCUCCUCACCUCCUCCAUCACCUUCUCCAUCACCUCCUCCAUCACCGCCCCCAUCACCUCCUCCAUCACCUCCUCCAUCACCUCCUCCAUCACCUCCUCCACCACCUCCUCCAUCACCUCCUCCAUCACCUCCUCAUCACCUCCUCCAUCACCUCCUCCAUCACCUCCUCCACCACCUCCUCCAUCACCUCCUCCAUCACCUCAUCAUCACCUCCUCCAUCACCUCCUCCAUCACCUCCUCCACCACCUCCUCCAUCACCUCCUCCAUCACCUGCUCCAUCACCUCCUCCAUCACCUCCUCCAUCACCUCCUCAUCACCUCCUCCAUCACCUCCUCCACCACCUCCUCCAUCACCUCCUCAUCACCUCCUCCAUCACCUCCUCCACCACCUCCUCCAUCACCUCCUCCAUCACCUCCUCCAUCACCUCCUCCAUCACCUCCUCCACCACCUCCUCCAUCACCUCCUCCAUCACCUCCUCCAUUACCUCCUCCAUCACCUUCUCCAUCACCUCCUCCAUCACCGCCCCCAUCACCUCCUCCAUCACCUCCUCCAUCACCUUCUCCAUCACCUCCUCCACCACCUCCUCCAUCACCUCCUCCAUCACCUCCUCCAUUACCUCCUCCAUCACCUUCUCCAUCACCUCCUCCAUCACCUUCUCCAUCACCUCCUCCAUCACCUCCUCCAUCACCGCCCCCAUCACCUCCUCCAUCACCUCCUCCAUCAUCUCCUCCAUCACCUCCUGCAUCACCUCCUCCAUCACCUCCUCCAUCACCUCCUCCAUCACCGCCCCCAUCACCUCCUCCAUCACCUCCUCCAUCACCUCCUCCAUCACCUCCUCCAUCACCUCCUCCAUCACCUCCUCAUCACCUCCUCCAUCACCUCCUCCAUCCCCUCCUCCAUCACCUCCUCCAUCACCUCCUCAUCACCUCCUCCAUCACCUCCUCCAUCACCUCCUCCGCCAGAGCCAGUCCCCGGAGACGCUGAGCCUGCAGGAGACGCAGCAGGAGACGCUGCAGGAGACGCUGCAGGAGACGCUGCAGGAGACGCAGCAGGAGACGCAGCAGGAGACGCAGGAGAAGACGCUGCAGGAGACGCAGCAGGAGACGCAGCAGGAGACGCAGCAGGAGACGCAGCAGGAGACGCAGCAGGAGACGCUGCAGGAGACGCUGCAGGAGACGCAGCAGGAGACGCAGCAGGAGACGCAGGAGAAGACGCUGCAGGAGACGCAGCAGGAGACGCAGCAGGAGACGCAGCAGGAGAGGUUUUUGACACGGUGA
This is a messenger RNA of Knipowitschia caucasica, 1842 nucleotides long. NCBI's taxonomy places the organism in Eukaryota, Metazoa, Chordata, Actinopteri, Gobiiformes, Gobiidae. The record is from the annotation of a GenBank genome assembly.